This is a messenger RNA of Arabis nemorensis, 1254 nucleotides long. The record is from the annotation of a GenBank genome assembly. Lineage: Eukaryota; Viridiplantae; Streptophyta; Magnoliopsida; Brassicales; Brassicaceae.
AUGACAAUCGUUAAACCAUCAUUUUCCGGCGGAUCUUCGCCGUUAUGUUCACUCAAAGGAUCACUUCUCACCGUCGCUAUUCUCACUUGCGUCUCCCUCUUCUACCUCUCUCUCAAUUCCUUACGCACUUCACCGCCUUCUCCAGUCGUCGUAGACUCGAUUCAGGUUCCUCAGACAUUCGCAAAGGAAGAUAUCGGCGGCGAAUCGACGGAGGAAGUAAACUAUUCCGAUGUUUAUCACUCGCCGGGAUCGUUCCGGUUGAAUUACGCCGAGAUGGAGAAGCGAUUCAAGGUUUAUGUUUAUCCCGACGGAGAUCCAAACACUUUUUAUCAGACGCCGAGAAAAGUUACCGGAAAAUACGCAAGCGAAGGUUACUUUUUCCAGAACAUUAGAGAAUCUCGGUUUCGAACCCUAGAUCCAGAGGAAGCAGAUCUCUUCUUCAUUCCAAUUUCUUGUCAUAAGAUGCGAGGCAAAGGAACAUCAUAUGAGAACAUGACUGUGAUUGUUCAGAAUUAUGUUGAUGGAUUGAUAGCUACGUAUCCUUAUUGGAAUAGAACAUUAGGAGCAGAUCAUUUCUUUGUUACUUGUCACGAUGUUGGUGUUAGAGCAUUCGAAGGAUCUCCGGUUCUGAUUAAGAAUACAAUUAGGGUUGUGUGUUCACCGAGCUACAAUGUCGGUUUCAUUCCUCAUAAAGAUGUUGCUUUGCCUCAAGUGCUUCAGCCAUUUGCACUCCCUGCUGGUGGAAACGAUGUUGAAAACCGGACGACACUUGGUUUUUGGGCUGGUCAUAGAAAUUCCAAGAUACGGGUAAUACUUGCCCGUGUGUGGGAAAACGAUACAGAGCUCGAUAUUUCAAACAACAGAAUCAAUAGGGCUACUGGGCAUUUAGUGUAUCAGAAGAGAUUCUACCGGACUAAAUUCUGCAUAUGCCCCGGCGGUUCUCAAGUCAACAGUGCUCGCAUAACUGACUCGAUCCAUUACGGAUGUAUUCCUGUCAUAUUAUCAGACUAUUAUGACCUCCCUUUCAACGACAUCUUGAAUUGGAGAAAAUUCGCGGUUGUACUGAGAGAGCGAGAUGUCUAUAACCUCAAGCAGAUCCUCAAGGACAUACCACACGCAGAGUUUGUUUCGUUGCAUAACAACUUGGUCAAGGUCCAGAAGCAUUUUCAAUGGAACUCACCUCCGAUCAAAUUUGACGCAUUUCACAUGAUCAUGUAUGAAUUAUGGUUACGCCAUCAUGUCAUCAAGUACUGA